Peronospora belbahrii is the source of this 2466-nucleotide messenger RNA. NCBI's taxonomy places the organism in Eukaryota, Oomycota, Peronosporomycetes, Peronosporales, Peronosporaceae. The record is from the annotation of a GenBank genome assembly.
AUGGCUACACCACACGGUCUAAAGCGUGCAUUAGUUGACGUGCAGUCCUGCUUACCAUGUGACAAGAAGUCGAAGCACGAGGACGACGAGGGCACGACAACGAGCGAUGAUACAGAGGAGAGUGAGACUGUUGUGAUUCGUAGACAGCGACGUCCUGCUGUGAGAAGCAGUAGUCAUUGCAGUGCCGUGUUAUCACCUCUGAAUACCGCAUCGGCUGAACAGAUUCGGCAGCACCUUCGCGAUGUGCGGCGUGAGUUGUUUCUGCGGCCGCUGCUGGCUACUGUUUCUAAGCUUAUGUUUCACAAGGGAAAUCACGGCUUCUUUAACGUGCGGGUGGAUCCCGUCGUGUGGAAUAUUCCGCAUUACUUUGAAGUCGUGAAGCAACCAAUGGAUUUAGCAAUUGUAAAGAACAAGUGUCUAAAUCUCGAGUAUGCGACAGCAGAUGAGUGUGCAGAUGAGAUUCGACUUGUUUUUCAUAACGCGUGUCUAUUUAAUCCACCGGGACAUAUUGUGCACGAGUCAGCGGCAAUGUUACUAAAAGAGUUUGAGGCGGAUUAUACCAAGUACAAGGCCAAGGCAGAAGCUAUGGUCAAGCGACGUAAAGAGCAUUCUUGUCCAUUUUGUCUGGACAAUGUGUGCGGUAUUUGUGACGAGAAGUGCAUUAAUUUUGAGCCACCGUUUGUCGUAUGUUCGGGCGCAUGUCACCAACGCAUUAAACGCCAUGCAGUGUACUACAAGAGCCCAGAUGGACAGUAUCACUGGUGCACCAAGUGCUUUACAUCGCUGCCGAAGGUGCUAACGUUAAAGACAGUUUCUUCCUCGCCAUCCGAUCCGGAGCCCACGACGUCGAUUGCGGCAGAACAUACUAUGUCCAAGCUUGGGCUACUAAAGGCUAAAUUUACAGAUGAGCUCACGGAGCCAUGGGUGCAGUGUGAUCGAUGCAACGGAUGGGUACAUCAGAUCUGCGCCUUGUUCAACGCUUGUGAGAACGCAGAUGAAGAGGGCGAUGUGAUGUACACGUGCCCGCUCUGUCGUCUACAGGAGCUUGAUGCUGAAGAGAAAAACAACGAGCUUGGUAUGUCUCCGAUCGAAAUCUCCGUCGAGAAUUUUUCAGUCAAAAUGGAAAAAGAUUUUCUGCAGUCACACAGCCCUGCGUUGAAGCACAGAUUGUACAUCAAUGAUUUUACUCUUGGGUUUGAUGAGAGGAUUGGAAGCAAGGAGUUUGAUUAUGCGACGCAAGUAGAUUUAGAUGUCAAAGACAUUAGCACGUCUACAGCUUUUAUGAAAAGUAAAUGGCUGCGAUCGUGUGAUUUGUCACGUUUUAUGCAGAAGUGGGUGCGGCAGCAUUUGGAAGUUCUUGGCGAGCACGAAGCAGCUCAAUCUAUUGUCGUAAAAGUAGUAUCAGCAAUCAAGACCUCGUGUCGUGUAAGUUCAGUUGUGCGUGAAAACUUUCGGUCAGCUUCUCAAGAGUACCCACAAACAAUCAACUACACUUCAAAGGCCAUUUUUGUCUUUCAGAUGAUUAACGGUGUGGAAGCCUGCAUUUUUUCAAUGUAUGUUCAGGAGUAUGAUAAGCACUGCGAGUUGCCCACCAACCGUAAGCGGACGUACAUUGCAUACCUGGAUAGUUUGGUGUACAUGCGCCCGCGCCACGUGCGAACGAGCCUAUUUCACCAGAUUCUCAUCUCAUACUUGGCUUCCUGUAAAGAUAAAGGGUUUGAAUACGCGCACAUUUGGGCAUGUCCUACAACCCGUGGAGGCGAUUUUAUUUAUUGGUGCCAUCCUUCUUUUCAGAAGAACCCUGGCAAGGAGCGCCUUCUUCAGUGGUACCUAAGCAUGGCCAAAAAGGCAAAGGACCUUGGCGUCGUCUAUGAAUGUGACGACUUGUUCGCUCGUGAGUUUGAGAUGCUGGAAGACACCCUUGACACUCAUCUUCCUCCCUAUUUUGAUGGCGACUACUGGCCUGGUGAAGCUGAGCGACUUGCCGCCUCGCCUCCGAAGAGAGGAAGAAAAGAAGUGAAUACAGCGAGCGCGUGCAGCGCGAGGUUUCGCAAGCGAGUGGGUGAGUCGGUGAAGGCGGCUCGCGAAUCGCUGUUUGUCAUCGCCUUGCAACCAACUUGCGCUGCCUGUAAGCAGCUGAUAGUUAAUGCUGCUUAUUGGCGAGCGAUCAUAAGAGAGGCUGUACACGCUUACUACUGCGCUGAAUGCCAAGCAACAGCAGCAGCAAUAGCCGUUCAUGGGCAGGUGGCGUCACUUACCGAAAUGACCCCACCCAAUUUUGCGGAAGCACGCAGCAAUAGGGAGACGGAAGAAGUAGACAUAUCUUGCCCGUUCCUUGACUAUCGUCCAAACAUGCUAAAGAAUUGCGAAGAGCGCCACUACCAGUUCGACAGCUUUCGCCGUGCAAAGUACUCGACAAUGAUGCUCAUUUAUCAGAUCUCCUCGACGCAGCGUUCUGCUCAAUAA